AUGGUCGCCAUCAAGAACCUCAUCUACUUCAUCGCCGUAGCAUCCGCCUACGUGGUCCGCCGCGACGCAGCCGCCAUCAACUCCGACCUCCGCGCCAUCAACCAAGACACCCUCGACCUCAAAGCCGCCGCCGACCGCUACAGCGGCGGCCUCUUCGGCGCCCUCCCCGUUCAGAACGCCGCUGGCGACCUGGAAGCCACCAUCAACGAGGCCACCGACACCGCCAAUGCAUCUGCUCCCGUCAACGACUCCGAGGCUGCAUCCAUUAUCAACUACAUCAACACGACCUUGUCACCGAAUGUUGAUGCGACGUUGACGAGUAUUGAGAAUAAGAGGACCCAGUUUACGAAUGCUGGGUUGAAGGGGACGGUGCAGCAGACGCUGGCUACGUUGAGGCAGGAUACGAAUGAGUAUGGACAGGCGUUGUUGGCAAAGGCGCCGGAGAGUGCGCAGGCUGAUGGACAGGCGGUUUUGGCCAAGAUUGAUAAUGAUUUUGCUGAGACGCAGGCUUUUUACGCCUAG
Messenger RNA from Fulvia fulva, 522 nucleotides. RefSeq lists its product as uncharacterized. Bases 1 to 522 code for a protein of 173 amino acids. The transcript has a single exon. Gene Ontology annotation, cellular component: extracellular region. NCBI's taxonomy places the organism in Eukaryota, Fungi, Ascomycota, Dothideomycetes, Mycosphaerellales, Mycosphaerellaceae. The record is from RefSeq and is a predicted model, not a curated record.